AUGUGCAACUUUGACCUGAGAAAUACCUUAUAAUUGUAGCUUUCAAAAGCUUCAACCAAUUCGACCAAAAGUUUUUCAUUAACACCGAUUUAUAAUCCUGUUCACCUUUUACUACUUUUCUCUUGCAGUGACCACGGGUCUCGAUCAACAUGAAUAGUAACGACACGGAGAAAAUGGCUUGUGGUGUGAAUAGCAUCAAACUUGAAGAUAAAUCGGAACCGGAAGGAAAUAAAGUGGACGUGAUAAGAGAACCAAAUGAUGUCCAAAUGUAUAUUUUCUAUGGUCAUUUUUGCCGUGCGCCUGAUAAGAGUGAACAGCGGCAUGAUCUCGUUGGACUUAUCAAUAGAAAUCGUACAAGUGGAGUACGAGAAUGGACCGACUGUGAGGUUUGGUCAACCUACCGGAUGAUUAUACGAGCCGCUGGAUCUUUUGCUUACUUGGAAAAAUCGGAUUUCAACGAUUACUCACAACGGGCUGAGGCUGAAAUACAACAAUACCAGUGCUCUACCAAUAAGAUCCAAAUGUAAUCGCGAGAGAAUGCCAAUAAUUUACCUUCAUUCGUAUUCGGUUAAAUUUAUUUAACAAGAAUUAAUAGAGAGAAUUUUGAUGUAAUUCUCUUUCAAUUAUUGUCUCCGGAUGGAUUAAUAGUGUCGAAGGCUGAAAAGACAUAACAAUUAAAAUAUGAAUUUGAUUUGA
Molecule: messenger RNA, 696 nt
Organism: Panonychus citri (citrus red mite)
Lineage: Eukaryota; Metazoa; Arthropoda; Arachnida; Trombidiformes; Tetranychidae
Exons: 2
Coding region: 150-527 (125 amino acids)
Source: RefSeq, a predicted model, not a curated record